UCUGUACUAAACGAAAACACAAUGGUCACAUGACCUGUCAAUCAAGUGAUUGGUUACCAAGUGGUUGUUUACACAUGUGGGAAAUAUGCCAGAUUUAAGGUUUCAAAUGACACGAAACUCGCGCUAAUUAUAAGUCGUUUUCAAUAGUAAGUGACUGGAAACCUCAGUAAAAGUCAUACUUUUUGGAUACAUGAUGUUUUGAAGAAUCAAUUUGCAAAAAUUGGAAUUGUAUAGAAGUACUGAACAGUAAAAGGACGGAAAGUAACUUUUCAAAAGUUUUCGAAAGUUUUCAACUUUUCAGAAAAUGGCUACUGGAAUGGUCGAACCUGCCAGAGGUCAAUCAGGGAGUCCUAAAGGCAACAAAAUGUUUAACUUACCACAGAUAGAGCAUCCCAUGACCCGUAUGGGUACCAAGGAUGAAUUAAACAUUAGAGGAGAGUCUAGGAGUAACUCUCGGACUGGUUCAAGAAUAGGGAAUCCGAUGCGAAGAGAGCAAACAUUUGUAGCAAUGGGAAACAGUGGUAAACUACACCUUGGGCUUGAUAGAUCUAAUCUACCCCCACUGGGAGGUGGCAUGACUUCUCCAAGGGACAAUCAGGCAUUGAAAAGCCACCAGAGGAUAUUAACAUGGCCUCCAGAAUAUUUGGCAGAUGGCAAAUCAGAACGGAAUGUUGUUAAACCAAAGAUGACAUCAGAGGAACUUGAAGACACAUUACAUGAGAAACUUGCCACUGGUUACUAUGGAGUAAGGCAACUUUUCAAAGCAAAUGACCCUACAUGUCAAGGCACUGUGACAAAGGAGGCUUUGUUGCGUAUCCUAUUCACACUGUGUGGCUACAUAACCCCUGGCCAGUAUAACAGAUUCCUUCGGUUUGUGGGCCUUGAGGGCAAAAGGAACAUUUCCUUCGAAGACUUUAUCAACUGCUUUAGAGACCCUGAGGAGAAAGAUAAACGUGAAUGGGUGAGUCCAUAUAAACAGAAAGAAGUUAUGAGAUCUGAGGUUCUGCGGGAGUUGGAGGCAAGCAAUAAGACAUCAGGAAUGUCAGCCGUCUAUUGCGCUGCUAUGUUGAGGCGCAAAGCAGAAUCUAAGAAUUUUGAUCUUAGUGCUAUCCUGCCAGGCACAUGUUUUGAGUAUGAUGGUAUAAUUGUACCUCCACAACUGCGUGAAGCAAUGGCACACAUCGGCAUGAAGCUCACAGAUCAAGAAUUCAAAAAGUUCUGGGAUAAGCUUGACCUAGAAGGAUCUGGUGCACUACGUACAAUCAACCUUUGUAGUAUGUUAGGGUUAGAGAAAAGUGGACGUCACAAAAGCUUUAACUACAGAAGAUCCAAAAGAAACUCAGAAAAGGUUCAGGAGGAACAAAUUGAGGAACAAGAAAAUAAUGAACCUAGUGUUGAAGAGAGAUUACAAGAUGAUAUGGCUGAAGAAAUAAAUAAUAAUGAAUCUGUUGAGGACACUAUUAGAGUGAAUAUUGAGAAUAAACCUAUGCUAGAAGAAGAGGAAGAGGAGGAGUUGUCAAGUAAAAAGAAGAGAAGAGUUCGAAAAAGUCGUCGAAAAAAUCCACGACUUGAGAGCAUUGUAGAUUGCUUACAUUUUAAGUUUGAAGAGCCUUACAAUGCUAUGAUGAUGGCAUUUCAACAGUUUGACAUACAGAAAGAUGGUUUGGUUUCGCGCAUUGACUUCCGUAGAAUCCUCAAAGAGUUUGGCUUCCCAUUGGCUGCAACAGAGCUAGAAUAUUUUUUGUCAAAGUGUGGUCAACGAAGUAUCAGAGGACAGGUGAACUACAAAGAAUUCCUGACAAAGUACCAAAACAGAUCUGAGCAGGGGCUUGUAAAUAGAAUAGUGACCAGUCAGUUCCAUUUGUUUGGCCAGGAUUACUUGCCCCCAGUUGACGGGGAGACUCUAAGCACUGAAGAAUUGGAGGCAAGGCUGGUGGACUUCUAUCAUGGGGACUUUUUACACCUAUUAGGUGCCUUACAAAUCUGUGACAACUAUGACAUAGGAGUGGUGACACAAUUUGAGUUCAGGGACUGUAUAGAGAAGACCCUUGGCUACACCAUGUCAGAGAAACAGUGGAAAGUGUUGCUCAAUGAAGUAGGGGUGGACAAGGAAGGACUUCUAUUGUAUGCUAAGUUCAUGGAAAGAUUUAAUAUCAUUCCAGGGAGUUGGAAUAAACGUUUGGAUGGUGGUCACCUUGUUACACUUGUGAAUCAGAGAGACUUGGAGACACCAGUAGAAGUUGAGAAUCUACGUGAGGCUCGUAGACUUGAAGAUGAGAAACGCAGGCUACGUGAGGAAGGUCCUGCUAAGCCUAUAGAAGCAGACAUUCAGACCAUUCAGGUUGAGGAGACUUUUCCCAAACCACCCACUGAUGACUGCCUCUCUUUGGACGAACUGAAUCUAAUCCUACAGGAAUUGUUUAGACAUCGCUUCCACACCAUAGAUAAGCUGUUUAAAGACAAGAUGGACAGGAAGUCGACUGGGAGAAUUAGCAAGAAUCAGUUCGCUCAGCUUUUACACGCGUGUGAUGUAACUCUGAAGAAUGCUGAGAUAGAAAAGUUAUGGAAGUCAUUCAAGACCUCUUCUGAUGGCAUGUACAGCUUCAGGCAACUUCUUAUGAAGUUUUGCACUGGAGCUGAUGGACAGCUAAAGAUGAAUGAACCCGACCCAGUCGCUGAUACAGUUCUGAGAAGAUCUAAGACCACUGCAUUCAAAGAGACUGAGCAACCUAGUCCAGUACUAGUCAAGGGCUACACCGGUGGAGCUGCCAGUGGUAGUAUGAAGGACAGAUUGAAAUAUGAUGUGCUAAAGAACUGGUCCAAUCUGAAGGACAUGUUCAGACAUAUUGAUUUGUCUGGUUUUGCAAGCGUCCAUAAGGAUGAGGCAAUGGGUGUCCUACAGACGUUACAGUUUAGCCUCACUGAGAAUGAAGUGGAUUCGUUAAUGGCCAAGUAUGACUUAAACAAAGAUGGGAUGUUCCAUUACAUGCCCUUCCUGGAACAAUUCACAUCCCAACCUUCCACAAAUAAUCUAGUCGGUAACAAAUACUCCCGCCAGAUGGAAGCACAGCAAUCCAGCAAAUUCACAGAAAUCAAAACUCUUGAGCAAUGUUUAGGCACAACAAAGAAAGAGUUGGUUAAAGACUGGAAAAGUAUACGAAGGGCAUUCAAGAAGUUUGAUACUGCAAAUGAGGGUUACCUAAAUGUUGCUGAUUUCCGAAAAGUUCUAGAAAGCUGCAAAGUGAAGGCUACUAAAGAAGACAUGUACCAUAUUCUUGCUCAAUUUGAUACGAAUAUGGAUGGUAGAAUCUCAUAUGAGGAAUUCCUGGGCUCAUUGUUGAGUUAACUGGUUUUUCACAUCUGAUCAGAAUCUCAGCCAUAUUUUAAAUGCCAAGAACAUUAUACUGAGUAUAAGCUAUUGUAAUUGUUAUAUUAGUGUGUUGUACAGGGUGGCCCAACAGUAGGUUUACAGUUUACUGAAAGAGAUUGUUGGAUAACUGUCAACCUACUUUUGGGGCACUCAGUACAUU
Owenia fusiformis is the source of this 3530-nucleotide messenger RNA. NCBI's taxonomy places the organism in Eukaryota, Metazoa, Annelida, Polychaeta, Sabellida, Oweniidae. The record is from the annotation of a GenBank genome assembly.